Molecule: messenger RNA, 492 nt
Organism: Sphenostylis stenocarpa
Lineage: Eukaryota; Viridiplantae; Streptophyta; Magnoliopsida; Fabales; Fabaceae
Source: the annotation of a GenBank genome assembly
AUGGCAACAAGUAAAACAAUGGCAUUAAAAAAGAGUUGCUACAUACGAAAGUGGAAGAUAGUGAAAAAACCCAGAAGCAAGAUAAAACGAAUUCCUAGACGAAAUUUGAUACAUUAUAAAGAUUCACGUGUCUUAGAAACCUUGAAUGAAGAGAAAGAGUGUUGCGUAGGAAGAACCUCCAUUGAAGAAGGAAAGAAAGAGUUUUGUGAAAAUCAUAGCAACAACAAUGAGUUGGAUAAUCCAAUUGAAAGUUUUGUUGAUUUUGAAAUUCCUGGAGAUAUUCCUGACCUUGAUUCAUUGAAUAGUUUUUACUAUGAUUUAAACUUUUUUAAGAACAUACCCAUGGACUUUGAAAGUUCAUGUGAAGAGAUAAUAAAGACACAUUAUUCUCAAAGUAACGAUGAGGAAGAUUAUUCAAGUAUGAGCAUAGCUGAUUAUGUGAUUAAUUCCUGGAGAUAUUCCAAACAUGGACCAAUCAAAAAAAAGAACUGA